This is a messenger RNA of Dermatophagoides farinae (American house dust mite), 5118 nucleotides long. The record is from RefSeq and is a predicted model, not a curated record. Lineage: Eukaryota; Metazoa; Arthropoda; Arachnida; Sarcoptiformes; Pyroglyphidae.
UUUUUUUUUAAUUUUGUUGUUGUUGAUUAAUGCUGAUGCUGUUUGUGUGGUGUGUGGGUCUGAUUACCGAUGAUGAUGUUGUUCAUCAAACACAUCGAUUAUUGAUAUAAUCCGUGAUGAUUAUCAAUAGUUUGAUUCAAUUUUUCAAAAUAAAAAAAUUUUCUUUCAAAAUCAUCUGAUUAAUUUUUACAGCGUGAUGAUGAGCUUUAGUGGUGGGUGUGUUUGUUUGUUGUGUGUUUCGAAUGUUUUGAAUGUGUUGUGAUUGUGUGAUUCUCUCAUCCAUUAUUGAUUGACCGAAUUCUAAUUCGAAUCUGAAUCCCAAAACGAUAAUCGAUUUGUCCAUUGUUUUUUGCUUGUUUGCGUUGUUGUUCAAGAAGUUCAAUGGUGUUUUGCCUUUGAAUAUUAAAUAUAUAUCGAUGUAAAGUUUUGGUCUUGAUCUUAAUCUGCUUAUUCUUGUAUAGUUAAUUUAUCCAAAAGGUGCUUUAAUUGGGCCGCGAUAUAUCAUGUUUCAUAAUUAAGAUGGUCGUGAUCAGUCGAAAAAAAAAAAUGCUCUAGCCAUCGACUAAAAGUAAUCAAUUUUCCUCAAAACAAAAGAGAUACUGGCAUUGCACGGAAAAGGAAAUGGUCUGAAUGGAGACCACUCACGCCUUGAAACAUCAUCAUAACCAUCAUCAUCAUCAUCAUUCUCACCACCAUCCACCACCUUCAUCUCAUAAUCAUCACACUAAUAAUAGUAAUAGUGGCUUAUCACACCCACCACCACCGACACCACUGCAAUCAUCAAUAACACCAACUUGUUCUUUGCAAACAACAAUCAUCACAAAUAAUAAUCAACCAACGACGGCGACCACCACUACUAAAGUAACUGGACGGCCAUUCCCCCUUUUAUUAUCGAGUAUUGAAUCGGUUACAUCAUCUUCCUCUUCUUCUUCAUCCUCUUGUUCAUCGUCAUCAUCAUCUGCGGCGAUAACCACCACAUCAUUGGAACCAAACUCGAAUCUAAAACGUUGUCUCAAUGGAUCUUCAUCGACCACCAAUAUCGGAUCGAUAACGGGACGAAUAACGUCAUCGACAUCAUCACCAAAUACCGCAGGUGUUGCGGUCAAUGGUGGUGGUGGUGUAGGCGGAUCAUCAUCGUCAUCGUUGUCUAAUCUGAAAAAUGGAGGCCUAAAGGGAAACAGUAGCAAUCACAAUCAUCAAAAUGGUAACACUUUCAGUGUUCAUCGGCCAAAUGGAACGACAAACAAAAAGUCAUCGUCCACAACAAAUUUACUGCCAUCAUCAUCAUCAUCAUCAUCAGCAACAGCGACAGCAUCAGCAACAACUAUAUCGACGCAAUCACAGCCAACAAAUUAUCUUGGUUUCAAUGGCCAUCAUUCGCUGACCUCUGAAACUAAUCAACAACGAUUAUUGCCAUUUAAAAAGAACCUAUUAGCACGAGAAUGCCAACCAUUAUUGAAUGGUAAAUUGAAUUCAACAAUAAAAUCGAAAACAUCAUUGAAUGGUGGUUAUCAUAAUGAUACUCUGGGCAACAAAAUCAAAUCACAACAAAAUGGCAUCGGUUCGAUUAAUACAAAUACAAAUAGUAAUAUGAAUGGUGUUAAUUAUCCAGAUCAUCAUCAUAGUCAUCAUAGUGGUAGAAGUUUGAAUGAUAAUUUCAACAAUUAUAACCAUUAUCUCAACUUGACAAAUAAUCCAAACGGUAAUUUGUUUGCAUUUCGAAAUGUUUCAUCUGCAACUGCAUUCAAAAAUCAUUCGGCAUUCACACAGCCAUCAUCAUCGUCAUCGAGGUUUCAUUACAACACAACAACAUCAACCAUCACCACCACCCAUAACAAUCACAAUCAAUCACAAUCAUCAUCUGAUCUCAAUAAAACAUUGACCACAGCGAAACCAAAGGUUUUUAAAUUUUUCAAAGAAAAAGCCAAAGCCGAUCAACAACAACAAAAUUUAAAUUCAACCAUAACAUCAGAAUCAUCAUCAUCGACGACAACAAAUUCGGCAAGAAAAUCGAAAACGAAAAAUUCAUUAAAUUCAAAAACAAAAACAAGCAAAUCCAAAACGACUAAAGUAAACAGAAAAUCAGUGAGCACAAAAAAUUGUCCACUUGUCAAAGGUUCCAUCGGUGAUUUGCCAAAUUUGAUUAAUAGUGAUGGUGGUGGUGGUUAUUUAAUUUCCGGAAAUAAUUCUGCAUUCUCGCCAUCGUCGUUGUCCAAUGUUGAUAAAUUGUCAGCUGGUGAGAAUGGUGUUUAUGAUAAUGUGAAUGAUGAUGAAACAUUGGCGAUACAAAAAUCGAGAACCAUUCAUUAUGCCGAAUAUUUGAUUGAAAAUUUCGCUCUACAAGUGUUUGAUAAUGAACACGAUCUCAUGUGUGCUGUCGAACAAAGUGAACGUAUCCGCAAAUCACUAGACCCGAAUCGUUCAUCAUCGUCAGAAUUAUCGGAUAACUAUCAUUCCGAAUCCGAUGUUGAAUCCACGACUUGGCAACAAAUGAAUAGUAGCCAUUGUACAAAUCAACAAAAUGAUUCCAAAAUCAACCAUAGUAAUCAUCAAUUGAUGAAUGGUUCAAGGUCCAAAUUGUCGAAUACGACCAAUAAUUAUUGUGAUGGUUUAAUAUUAUUACGAAGGAGUCCAUCUCCAACAUCGUCAUCGUCUUUAUCAUCAGACGAUGACGAUGACGUUGGAAAUGAUAGAAUCGCCCAAAGAUCUUUACUCAUAUCUACGAAUCAUAAAUCAACAAGUCUUUCGAAUGGUAAAAAAUCUCGAUCAUCUUCGCCUAGGAAAAAAUCAGCUACGACCAAUAAUAAAACGUGUAAAAAACCUCGAGCUUCACCGUCGAAAAAUUUGGCGAAUAAAAAAUCAAACAAUAAAAAGUCCAACAAUUUGUCCAGCAAAAAAUCAUUUUCAUCCAAAGAAAUUGUUGAUACCAGCGACGAUGACGAGGAUGAGAAUGAGUUUGACGAACACGAAGAAUCAAAUGAUGAACUGGACAAUGAUAACAGAACUAGAAAGAAUAUUCCAAUCAAAUGUUUGCAUAAACAUGCAAAAAACCAAUCAGCUUGUAGCAAGUGCCUGCAGAAAUGUAAAUCUCAAACCAUACAAUCAAAACAGCCGAAAAAACGGCCAACAAAAUCGAAAUCCAAAUCACCGAGUAAAUCCAGCAACAACAACAACAACAGCUCAUCGAAAAUGGGCAAAAAUGUCAAAAAUAAACAAACGGUAAACAAAACAACAACAACAACGACGACCAAUAAGAAAUCAAUAGUGAAAAAGAAAGCGGUUAAUAGUAAAAAUAAAAAAGCAACGACCAAUCAGCAAAAAGUCAACAAUGUCCCAUCAUCGAAAUCAAAUCAAGUUUCCAGCAAUGAUGAUGAUGAUGACGACAACGACGACGAUGAUGACGAUGAUGAUGAUGAUAGUGAUAGUGAUAGUGAUGAGGAUGAUAAUGUUGUUGGUCGCCAUCAUAAUCAACGACAACAGAAUCAACGUCGUAAAUCAACCACAAAUCGACAACAACAACAACAACAACGUCGACAACAGCGUCGAAACCGUCGUAAUCAUGAUGAUUCCGAAGUUGAUGAUGAAGAUGAUGAAAUUUUGGAUUCUGAUCAUUCUGAUUCAGAUGAUAAUGAUGAUUCGGAUGAAGAUGAUAGUGACGACGACGACGACGAUGAUGAUGAUGAUGACGAUGAUGAUGGUGAAGAGACUAUUGAAGAUAAUAGAACAAUCGCCGAUCUUAUUAAAUGUUCGAAUCGUCGUGAAGCCGUACGUAAAGCGGCUGCACGUGCAGCUGCAAUGCAACAACAUUCGCAUCAUAGUCAUAGUCAUCAUCAAUCGGUCAGUAGCACGCGUCCAUCAUCAUCAUUGUCGAUGACUGCAGUUGCAUCGUCUCCAUCAGCCUCAUCGUCAUCUUGGACCAAUACCAAGGUGACAAAGGUGAAUGCUACAUCAUCAACAUCCGCCUCAUCGGCAGUGAACACGAAUUCAAAUAAUGGACCACCAUCAACGAAUCCAGUGUUGAAUGUGAACAAUAGUAGUAAUAGUUGCAGCAGCAGCAGCAACAACAACAACAACAACAUUCACGUUGAUUCCGAUUCAACAUUAGCCACGACCGGUGCGAAAUGCUCGAAAUCGGCUAAACAAACACAACAGACAAAAUCAACUAAACACCAACAACAGUCAAAGAAUCAGCCAACUGCAAAACAAUCGAAAUCGGCCAAAUCGACGGCUAAAUCAUCAGCGAAAACAAUCACAACCACAACAAGCAAAUCAAAGCAAUGGAAAAAAUCAACCCCAGCCAAUAAUAAUAAAAAAUCCACAACGACAAAACAACAAACAAAACGAUCAAAGUCAGAUUCCGAAGAGGAAAUGGAUUCAUCACCCGUUUCCGACGACAGUUCUUGUGAUGAUGAAAAGAAACACGAUAAUGGUCUAUCUGCUGCUCAAUCUGAGUCUGAAUCUGAAUCUGAUAAUGACAACGACGACGAUGAUGAUGAUGAUGAUGAGGAUGAGGACGAGGAUGAAGUAGAUGAUCAGACGCCAGAAAUCAAACGAACUGUCGGUCGACCACUGGGUAGUAGGAAUAAAAAAAGAAAAGCGGCAGCUAAAAUGAACACCGGUAAAUCGAUUGGAAAAGCUGUAAAUAAUAAUAAAAAACAAAACGCGAAAAAGACUAAAUCAACCACCAAUGCCAGAGACGAUUCGGAUGAGCAUUCCGAAUCUUCGCAAUCAUCGAAUGACGGAGAUAGCAACAAUAGCGACCAGGAUGAAGAUGACGGUUUCGAAGAACCGGUUCAAAAUAAUCGUAAACAAAAUACAAAACGAAUACUUCGGUCUAAAUCUUUGACAAAACUGGAAAAAUCAGCUUCUCUGAAAACAAAGUCAACCAAGAAAUCGUCAACUCAGACUGCGAAUAAAAAAUCAACAAUCACUGAAAAGAAACUGAAAACAGCAACUAAAAACGUAAACGACCAGAUUCUUCAUCGUCUAAUUCUUCCGCUUCUCAUGAUGACGAUGAUGUGGACGAUGUUAAUGCUGCUGCUGAUGAUGAUGAUGAUUUGGCUGAAAAUUUUCUCACCGAGGAUGAUAGUCAUGAUGAUGAUGAUGGUCAUAUUUUGA